GCACUUCGGCUCCUUUCAGACCUCUCUGAGGAAACAGAGAAAAUGAAGCCGGAACGAGAUACUUUGGAUGAAUACUUUGAGUAUGAAGCUGAGGAGUUCCUGGUCUCCUUGGCCUUGUUGAUCACUGAAGGUCGAACACCCGAGUAUUCGAUCAAGGGCAGAACUGAGGGCUUUCAUUGCCCGCCGGCACAAUCAAGUCAGCCGCCGACAACUAAGCAUGAAUGCAGCGACAAACUGGCUCAGUGUCGUCAAGCCAGGCGAACCAGAUCUGAGGUUAUGCUACUGUGGAAGAACAAUAUUCCCAUCAUGGUAGAAGUGAUGCUACUGCCAGACUGUUGCUAUAGUGAUGAAGGGCCCACCACCGAGGGGAAUGAUUUAAAUGAUCCUGCAAUCAAACAAGAUGCAUUGCUGUUAGAAAGGUGGAUUUUGGAGCCAGUUCCUCGACAGAGCGGAGAUAGAUUUAUUGAAGAGAAGACCCUUUUAUUGGCUGUUCGCUCUUUUGUUUUCUUCUCUCAGCUAAGCGCAUGGCUGAGUGUUUCACAUGGUGCUGUUCCCCGAAACAUUCUGUACAGGGUGAGCGCUGCAGAUGUGGACUUGCAAUGGACGUUCUCCCAGACACCAACUGAGCAUGUCUUUCCUGUUCCUAAUGUUUCUCACAAUGUGGCCUUGAGAGUCAGUGUCCAGUCCUUGCCCAGACAGUCGAACUACCCAGUUUUGACCUGUAGUAUUCACACCAACCUUAGCUUUUACGAAAAGCGAAUGCAAGAGCGUAAGUUACAUCAGCACAGCAAUUCCAGUGCAGCACAGCAAUGCAGUACCUCCAGUCCGCAGCGCUUCUGUGGGAAACAGACGUGGACAAUGACACCUGAAGGCCUACUUAAUGGAAAAAAGACACCUGAAUUUACUACAUCUAUCAGAAAUUUAAACCUUUAUCCAUCUACCGGACUUGGAUCUGACUUCGGGGCAUCGCAGCCUAAAGUUCAGUGCUAUAAUGCUACAGCAGACAAUAAGACACAAUCUCAUGAAACACCUGUCAGAACUUUUAAAUCCUUUUCUCUAGUUGAUUCCCGUGUUUCAAAUGGUCAUUGCUCUCAUCAGCCCACAGGAGAAACCAAUCCUUUGAUAGGCUCUUUACUUCAAGAGCGACAAGAAGUCAUUGCAAGGAUUGCUCAGCACUUGAUUCACUGUGAUCCAGCUACUUCACCAGUUGUUGCUGGACGUCCAUUCAACACACAUGAAAACAGCUCAGCUACACCGAAAGCUUUUCGGAGUACUUGUGAAGACAAAAACUUGCCAAGGAAAGGCAAGGAAACCUCCCCUGUUUCUAUUGCCAACUUAGACAAUGCAAUACAAGAAGAUAGUGGUGAAGGCAAAACUCGAACAACACCAGAGGUCCCACUGCUCGAUGCCCGUGUUCCAGUGAACCAUUGUGGCCGUCAGUCGGCAGGAGAGACUAAUCCCCUGAUCGAUUCUCUGCUGCAGGAGCGGCAGGAGGUGAUAGCAAGGAUUGCCCAACACUUGAUUCAUUGUGAUCCAGCUACUUCUCAUGUUACUAGACGUCCAUUCAAAGUGCAUGAGACUAGCCCAGUUACUUCAAAAAUUUUCCGAAGUACGUAUGAAGAUGAAAAUUUGCUGAAGAAAGGCAAGGAACUGUCUUCUGUUUCUUUUGCUAAAUCUGAUUUUUCUUUGUUGGAAGACAGCAGUAAAUCAAGGACAAAGACACCUGAUACUCCUGUCGGUCCUUCUAGGUUUGAUGGAGAAUUGAAGGCUUCUCUGAAACUCCAAGCAAGAAGAAAACUGGUUUUAGCAAAACCCAGUGAUGCUGUCCGAAAUGCAUUUCAUCAGACUUCAAAUAAAACUUCUCAUGCAUUUACUAACAUUCACCCAUCAUCAUCGUGUAUUAAAGAAAAUAAAUCUGAAUUGCCAGAUAAAUUGGAAAUGAUACAUUCUGGUUAUGCACAGAAAGAACAGAUAACCAAUAGAAUUAAACAGUGUUCAAAUUUCAGCAGCAUUGAUGAACAGAUUUGCACAAAUAAACUUAAAGAAAGAACAGUUGUUAGUGAGAACAAUGGCAUGGACAGUGUUAACAAUUUACAGAUAGAUAAAUGCAGAAUACUUGAAGGUACAAAAAAAGCAACCGUGAUGCAGGUAUCUGACUCUUUGCACAAAAAUGAGCUCAAGUGUUUAGAUAAAGACUCAAAACCCCCAAAUAUUUAUGAGCAAAAUACUCAACUUAUUAGUAUUGAAAAUUAUUUAAAUAAAGACCAUGACAGUUGCAAAACCAAAACCAAACAAGAUAAAACGAAAACUGCACAUGAUGAGAAUGAAGACCCGAUAGGUCUCGAUUUCCAAAGCACUUCUCAGAAGAAACAUACAGAAGACGGCGUAGUUAAGUGCGAGCGGCUGAGGAACCCAGAUGUACAGAAAGCACCAUCUCUAAAACAUACAAAUAUAUGGCGGAAACAUAAUUUUCGAUCCUUGGAUGGAACGUCAACCAAGGCUUUUCAUCCCAGAACUGGAUUGCCUCUGCUUUCAAGUCCCGUUCCUCAAAGAAAAACACAGUCUGGGUGCUUUGAUCUGGAUUCAUCACUGCUGCAGUUGAAAUGUCUGUCUGCGGGAAGCCCACAACAAUGCAUAAACAGAGACAGUGAUCCAGAGAGCCAUGGGAAACCAUUUCUAAGUUCUAGUGCUCCACCAGUAACAAGUCUUAGCCUUCUGGGAAACUUUGAGGAAUCUGUCCUGAAUUUUCGCUUAGACCCGCUCGGCAUUGUGGAGGGUUUCACAGCAGAAGUGGGAGCAAGUGGAGUCUUUUGUCCCACGCACAUGACUCUGCCAGUUGAAGUGUCAUUCUACAGCGUUUCAGAUGAUAAUGCACCCUCUCCUUACAUGGGUGUAAUUACUUUAGAGUCCCUUGGUAAAAGGGGUUAUCGGGUACCGCCUUCAGGAACAAUACAAGUGACCUUAUUUAACCCUAACAAAACUGUGGUGAAGAUGUUUGUGGUGAUCUAUGACUUGAGAGAAAUGCCAGCUAAUCAUCAAACAUUCCUACGGCAAAGAACUUUUUCUGUUCCUGUGAGACGAGAUAUCAAGAGAACUGUCAAUAAAGAAAAUAGUCAACAGACUGAAGAAAGGCUACUACGCUACCUCAUACAUCUGAGGUUCCAGAGUUCUAAAUCUGGAAAGAUCUACCUCCACAGAGAUGUAAGGCUCCUAUUCUCUCGGAAAUCCAUGGAAGUUGAUAGCGGCGCUGCAUACGAACUCAAAUCUUACACUGAAUCUCCAACAAAUCCUCAGUUUUCACCAAGAUGCUAGCAAACAAUGGCAAAUUAAAGUAUUCGUUUUACUGUUGAUUACUCCUUACAAGCGAAGAUUGGUAGAGAUGACAGUAUAAAGUUAAGUCUGUAAAGGAAUGAAAAUAGCGCUCAAGAGAGAGAAGGUUCUUAUGUGAUCCUGGACCAGUUUUUAACAGGUUUCUGGAAUGAGCUUUGUGUAUUCCAAGUAGACUGGAAACAUACUUAAAUCUAAUCUUUUUGUACUGUUUAAAACCACUUCAUUGGAUGUGUUGCAAUAGCAAAUUCCCAAGUUAGUUUAGUGUUUACACUUUUUAUUUUAUUUUUCAGUUAUUUAAUAUUUAAUGUUUCAUUUAAUACUCAAGUGAUGUUUGUCUUUAGUGU
This is a messenger RNA of Gavia stellata (red-throated loon), 3674 nucleotides long. RefSeq names its product atos homolog A (gene ATOSA). Bases 43 to 3312 code for a protein of 1089 amino acids. The record is from RefSeq and is a predicted model, not a curated record. NCBI's taxonomy places the organism in Eukaryota, Metazoa, Chordata, Aves, Gaviiformes, Gaviidae. The transcript is spliced from 12 exons.